AUGUAUUCAACCAGCAUGUUCACAAAUCCGUAUGCCAUAGAAGUACUGAGGACUAAAAAGAACGAGCUUGUAGAAGGCAUAAACAACCCCGAUCACCUUCUGAACUGGCUGAUAGAAAAUGGUGUGCUUACACCAGAGAAAAAAAUGGUCUUGUCCUACUACAGAACACGAACAGCAAAGAACUCCCGAGUUUUGGAUAUGCUGGCUUCUCAAGGUGAGCGAGCUUGCAGGCUGUUUUUUUAUCCUUGUUUGAAACAGUUAGAGCCCCAUCUAUAUAACAAUAUGAGAAAUUAUGUCAGUGAUGUGAAUGGGAAAAUUGGCGAUGCUAGAAGGCAAUUGAUAGGGUACCUACUUGAGAAAGAUAAAGAAUGGGUUCAAAAGGUUAAGGAUUUUCACCAAGAAAGGAAUGAGAGCCCUAGACAGGUUUUUGCUAAGCCAGAAAGGGUGACUCGGGUCAAACGUAAAGAAAAACGAACUGUUGCAGCAGAGGGGAACUCCACAGGCAAUGAUUUCACUUCUCCAAGUGUCUUUGAUUCUGUGGCUAAAGGCAAUCUUUCUGAUUUGGAAAAAAACUUAAAGGAGAGUGAAGUUAAUGCAGUGAACUCUGCAAAUGAAACCCUCCUACACAUCGCAGCGGCUCAUGGACACACUGAAAUAAUUGACUAUUUAAUCAGCAAAGGUGCCAAGCUGGAAGUAAAGGAUAAAGGAGGAAGAACUCCACUACACAGAGCUGCUGAGAAAGGUCACGAUAAAGCUGUGAAAAUGCUGCUCCAAGCUGGCGCCAACAUUUACAGCUUGGAUCAGGAAGGCAAAAGCCCACUUCACCUGGCUAGUCAGAACCACCAUGCGCAUAUUCUGAAGAGCAUCUUGAAAGAAGAGGCAAGACGAUACAAGAACCGGCAUAACUUCCUGCACAUGGCUGUUCUCAGAGAUGACAGUGACCUGGUACAAAUACUUUUAAAGAAUGGUGCUUUGGUGGAUGCCAAGGAUGAGAAAGGGCAGACCGCUUUGGGCUACGCUGUGUCUCACGGAUUUGAGAAGACCGUCGAGGUAUUGUUGGAAGGUGGAGCUAACAUUGAUUCCAGCAUCAUUGACGCAGCUUUUAACAGCAACAAUCAAUCCCUAUUCCGGUUACUGCUGCAAUAUUCCAAAGGAUUUUCACCAGACACCAUGGUGUCUGCUCUCUUUAAAGCCAUACAGAAAGACCUGCACGGCAUCGUAGCAGCUUUAAUUGAAAGAGGUACAGACAUAAAUGCCACCAAUGAAAUGCAGUACACACCAUUGCUGGUGGCAUGUGAACAGGGGAAGACAGAGUCAGCAAAAGUUCUAAUUGAAAAGGGAGCCAACUUGAAGGACAAGACUCCGAACUCAAACAGCGCUUUACAUCUGGCAGUUCAAGCUGGAGCCUUUUCCAUCACAAAGAUGCUCCUGCACAAAGGAAUGGAUCCUAAUGUCACAGGCCAGGGAGGUCAAACACCCCUCUAUGUUGCUGCGUUACACAAUAAGGGAGCACUAAUUGACAUAUUAAUUGAAGGAGGAGCUAGAAUUGAUGUAGCUACUAAAGAGCUAUGCACUCCACUGCACAUUGCAAGUUAUAAGGGUCAUGUUGAUGUUGCUCAAAAGCUCUUGCAACAUAAGGCCAAUGUAAAUCUUAAGGAUAAGCAAUCAAAGACACCUCUACAUCUUGCGGCUGAAAUGGGAAAUCCUGCUAUGGUGGAACUGCUUCUUGAUUCCAAAGCUGAUCCAAAUGCGACCGAUAAAGAGAAGAAGACCCCACUUCACCUGGCAGCCAUAGGAGGCCAUCCUCACACAGUGAAAGCACUGUUAGCUAAGAAGACUAGGCUGACAGCCAAAGACAUGGAUGGUUGCACACCAAUACACUAUGCAGCCAUCAAAGGGAACAUGGAGAUAUUGAAAGCACUUUUGGUUGCUGGGAAUAAUAAAAAUAUCAAUGACAAAAAUAUAUGGAGAAAGACGCCAUUGCAUCUUGCAGCAGAACACGGGCACAGUGAUUCAACACACUUCUUGUUGAGCAAUGGCUCAGUCAUCAAUGCCUUGGAUAAUAAUAAAGACACCCCACUGCAUUGCGCUUGCAAAGCUGGUCAUUUUAACUGUGUUAGCACGCUGGUCAACUGGUCUGCCGGGGAGAAAGCAAACCUACAGGCCACAAAUAGCCUGAAGAAGACUCCACUGCAAACAGCAGAAUCUAGCUUAACUGAAAAUCAAGCUCAAAUUGUUACACUUUUGAAAAAGAAAAUGUUAUUGAUAAGAUAA
Molecule: messenger RNA, 2274 nt
Organism: Elgaria multicarinata webbii
Lineage: Eukaryota; Metazoa; Chordata; Lepidosauria; Squamata; Anguidae
Product: CARD- and ANK-domain containing inflammasome adapter protein-like
Exons: 1
Coding region: 1-2274 (757 amino acids)
Biological process (GO): regulation of apoptotic process
Molecular function (GO): protein binding
Source: RefSeq, a predicted model, not a curated record